AUGUCCCAACUCACCGGUCUCUUCCGUCAAAUUCUAAAGAAAUCAAAUCACCCUAACAUCCUCGUUCACAACAUCCAACUUGAGCGCGCCAAACAGAAGUAUCUCGUGCAAGGACGGUUAGGAGACGGCGGUGACAUAGCGCUAGAGAUUGGACCACCCGAGAAGGAGAGCAAGAAGUUGGACGAUGGUCAGAAUGUUGUUGCUGAGGCUUCAAGUGGGAAGGAACCAGAGGGGACAAUGAUAGAAGAUAAUGAGAAGAAGUUGGAGGAAAAGGAGCAGACUAAAGUGGUUGGAGAAGACGCGGGCGCGGGGAGUGGGACUGAUGGCACGGAUGGGCCCACUGUGUAG
This is a messenger RNA of Glarea lozoyensis ATCC 20868, 348 nucleotides long. RefSeq lists its product as uncharacterized. The coding region runs from base 1 to 348 and encodes 115 amino acids. The record is from RefSeq and is a predicted model, not a curated record. The transcript has a single exon. Lineage: Eukaryota; Fungi; Ascomycota; Leotiomycetes; Helotiales; Helotiaceae.